Molecule: messenger RNA, 489 nt
Organism: Bactrocera dorsalis (oriental fruit fly)
Lineage: Eukaryota; Metazoa; Arthropoda; Insecta; Diptera; Tephritidae
Exons: 3
Coding region: 83-409 (108 amino acids)
Source: RefSeq, a predicted model, not a curated record
UUCCUUUAAAAUGAGCGACGAACGAUCGCCGUAGCUCAGUCGUUGCAUUUGCUUCGAGAAAAGCGUGAACUUAGUAGACAAGAUGCAUUACGGUAACUUUUGGCUAUGCACAGGGUUGCUAUUACUUGCUGCUGGGCAGCUAACAGAGGCCGCGACGUCGCUUGUCUCUUAUCACGACGAUGCGCACCCCGGCAAGUGCACGGCCAGUGAGACAGAUAUCCUCUCACCAGGUGAAACGACGGUAACAUCGAAGUUUUGUGCGAAAAUUACUUGCGAAAAUGAAGACGGUCUUGCCCAAAUCGCCGGUUGUAUUCCCCAGGCUCCGCUAGCAGGCUGCAGAUGGGGUCCUCGCUUAAAUAAGACGGCGCCAUAUCCUGAAUGUUGUGAACGCAUCCAGAUUUGCGCUUAGAAAGGACAUCAAGUUGAUAUUUGGUUAUUCAAAUGUAAAGUUUAUUCAAUAAAGUCAUUUUAAUUUUCUGGCUUAUUGCA